This is a messenger RNA of Cyprinodon variegatus (sheepshead minnow), 5479 nucleotides long. It is a transcript of the gene pxnb, whose product is annotated as paxillin. Bases 144 to 3521 code for a protein of 1125 amino acids. NCBI's taxonomy places the organism in Eukaryota, Metazoa, Chordata, Actinopteri, Cyprinodontiformes, Cyprinodontidae. The transcript has 14 exons. Gene Ontology annotation, biological process: substrate adhesion-dependent cell spreading; transforming growth factor beta receptor signaling pathway; endothelial cell migration. The record is from RefSeq and is a predicted model, not a curated record.
AAACUCCACGUGAACGCUCCGCUGCGCGUGCCCGAGUCCCUCCUCUCCUACCCUGAAGUUGAGGAGAAGUUUGAGGAUCCAGAUUGAGACUCGGUGAGGAGUCAGCGGAGAGACAGCAGGGCGGACUGAAGCAGGCAGCCAACAUGGACGACCUGGAUGCGCUGCUAGCAGACCUGGAGUCCACAACGUCCCACAUCUCCAAGAGGCCGGUCUUCCUGCCUGAUGAGACGCCCUACUCCAUCCCAACAGGUGGACUUCCCUACCAGGACGUGUCCAGGCCUCCUCCGGUUCCUCCUCCACCUUCAGCCGACGCUCUGAAUGGUUCUCUGACGGAUCAGCCAGACUCCCACCACUCUUCCCAGCAGUCUCUGGGCUCGGCCCAGAAGAACUCGUGGUCCAGAGACAGCAGCAGUUCUCCGCUGUCGCACAUCGAGGAGGACCAUGUUUACAGUUUUCCUAACAAACACAAGACGUCGGAUUCGUCUUCGGCAGCCAUGAGCUCGGCUCUGGGCAGCAACCUCUCAGAGCUGGACCGCCUUCUGCUGGAGCUGAACGCCGUGCAGCAGAGCUCUCCUUCCUUCCCAACUACAGAGGAGGCAGCUCCGCCCCUACCGUCAUGCAGCAUCACCCACUAUGAGAACGGCGGCGCUCCCGACAUCCUGGUCAGCCCCCCACCACAGGAGAAGCCCAAGAGGAACGGCAUCAGGGCGGAGGAUGUGGGAGGGCUGCUGGAGGGCUCAGGUCCUUCUCCCAGCUCUUCAUCUGGACACAACGAUCUGGACGCAUCAUCUCAGCAGCAGAGCAGGAUGUCGGCUUCCUGCGCCACCAGAGAGCUGGAUGAACUGAUGGCGUCUCUGUCUGACUUUAAGCCCGCUUCUUUGGGCUCCCUGUCGGACCCGGCAGGGACACCAGCGCCUUCCUCCUUCCCUCCAGCUGCUUCUUCUUCUCUUGGUCUUCCUCCUCCUGCCUCCUGUUUCCUUCCUCUCUCUGCCGCUCUGGAGUUGCACAUAAACGAGGAGGGACCUGCCUGCGGCUCAGCGACGCCUCAGUCAGGCCUCCUCGUGCCCAACAGUCCCACCUCGUCUCUCUCGGCCGCCAGUGACGCAGACCUGGACUCGGUCCUAGAUGCGUCCGCCUCCCUGCUGUCCUCCAAGACCAGGUCCCUGCUCGCCCUCAGUCAGUCGGCUCCCUCUAACUCCAGCCUGUCCAACACCACCACCCCCUCCCUGACCUCUGUGAACACCGUCCUGGAGCGGAAGACCCCCAAAUCCCCCAGUCCGUCAGCGGAGCGCCUCUCCCCCUCCGUGGUUAAAAGGUUCGGCCCCUCGGACUCUUCCUGCCUGCGGCCUGCUUGUUUUCUGGACCGUGAUUUGGAUUUCACCUCUCAGACACUUUCAAAAACCUUCACCCCUCCCCCCUCAGCUCUGUCCCCCCUGCCUGCUGCUGUGUCCCCCCUGACGACCCCCUCUCCUCUGGUGUUCACCAGCACCAGCAGGCAGCUGUCAGAGGUGCCUCCUGCAGAGCAGAGGGGUGCCCCCCUCGCCCUGCAGCCCCCGUCUGCAGCUGAACCUUCUCUGGACGAGCCCCUGGAUAAGCUUUUAGCCAUGAGUUUGGCUCAGACACAAGCAUCCGAUGUGGAGGAACCGCUGGAGAAGAUGGAGGACCACUCCCUCAGAGGACUGCAGGAGGAGCUGAUCCUGCCCAUGGACAGAAGCUGCGUCCAACCGGACACCUUUACCAGCACCACCAACACCAUCACAGACGACUCCAUAGACAUGGGAACCGACGGGAACGGAGACCUGGACUGGGCUGACGAGGAGCUAUCCCUGUCGCUGCACGACGGGCUGGACGGCACCGUGACGCCGUUCACCGAGCGGCUGUAUACCGACGGCAGCAUGACUCCGCUGACCGAGGCCAGCUGGAUGGACGAGUCCAUCACCCCGUAUUCCUGCCCCGGGACCCCAGACGUCCCACUAGAGCUGCUGCAGGCCCCCAGUGUAGACCGGGUCUCUGCUACAGGACACAUAAAGUCCGUGAUCAGACGCACUAAAGAGACCCCCAAUGUGCACCCCAUGUAUCGGGACGGCCACCUGCGCAGGAAGAUGGGACCCAUCAUUGUGAAUAAGAACUCGUCUCAGGACCGCCUAAUAGAGGAGCUUCAGGGGAAGCUGGGCAUAAACCGCCCGGAGCGGCGCCGUAAACAGUCCGACGAGUGGCUGACUGACGGAGUCGUGCUAACCUCCAAGCCACAGCGCCUCCGUCCCGACGGGUCCGCCGGCGAGGUGGACAAGAUCGUUCUUCCUCCUGACUCACCCAUCCCCUCCAGGAAGGUGCUUCCUCCCCUCUCUCCCCCUAACCUGCGCCGCCCCCCUGUUCUAGAAGAACCAAAGAGAGCCCUCCCAGUGCAGCAGCACCCUGUCCCAAUACCACCACCACCUCCCCCACCUUCCUCCUUUACCUCACAGCGUACCCUUCCUCGGGAACAGCGUCCUCUUCCUCAGCAAGUCACAAAGGCCCCUCCCCCACCGGCACCCCUUCAGGAAGCCCCUAAACCAGAACCCUGUCCUCCUAUCGUUAGCACCCCUAACAAUCCGCCCCCCGUGGAGCCAGUACAACCGGCUGCGCCCAAAGUCCUGGUAUCUGUGGGCUGCCAGACCGAGUCGGACCUGUUCUUCCCUCCAAUGCAGAUUCUGGCCCAGGGGAAGGCCGGCCCUCCGGGGGGGCCGCCGACUCAGGUCAACAAGCUCGACAACAUGCUAGGCAGCCUGCAGUCGGACCUGAACAAGCUGGGGGUGCAGACGGUCGCUAAGGGAGUCUGUGGCGCCUGCUGUAAGCCCAUCGUUGGACAGGUGGUGACGGCCAUGGGCCGGACGUGGCACCCGGAGCACUUUGUGUGCACACACUGUCAGGAGGAGAUUGGCUCCAGGAACUUCUUUGAGCGUGAGGGCCAGCCAUACUGUGAGAAGGAUUACCACCACCUGUUCUCCCCACGCUGCUACUACUGCAACGGACCCAUCCUGGACAAAGUGGUGACAGCGCUGGAUCGGACCUGGCAUCCGGAGCAUUUCUUCUGCGCUCAGUGUGGAUCCUUCUUUGGCCCGGAGGGUUUCCAUGAGAAGGACGGGAAGGCGUACUGCAGGAAGGAUUACUUCGACAUGUUUGCCCCCAAAUGUGGCGGCUGUGCCAGAGCCAUCCUGGAGAACUACAUCUCUGCCCUCAACUGCCUUUGGCAUCCGGAGUGUUUCGUCUGCAGAGAGUGCUUCACCCCGUUCGUGAACGGAAGCUUCUUUGAGCACGACGGCCAGCCGUACUGCGAGGUUCACUACCACGAGCGGCGCGGCUCGCUCUGCUCCGGCUGCCAGAAGCCCAUCACGGGGCGCUGCAUCACCGCCAUGGCCAAGAAGUUUCACCCGGAGCACUUCGUCUGCGCCUUCUGCCUGAAGCAGCUUAACAAAGGCACCUUCAAAGAGCAGAACGACAAGCCGUACUGCCAGGGCUGCUUCAUCAAGCUCUUCAGUUAGACACUUCCUCUUAACCAACGUGUGCAAAUAUACUUUCGACCAUUUAGUGACGUCACUACCUUCAGUGCGAUCUAGACUUUAUGCCAUAAACUGACAGGAAAGUGGGAAGUUGAGGAGAAAUGAUGCACUGUUACACAUAGAUAUCAUCCAGAACAAGGUGCGGCCUGCGUCUCGACUCCGCCUCCUUUCACAUAAUAGUUUUUUAAGCCCCUCCCCUAUGAAGGAACACUUAGGUCAAGUAUUCACUUUUUUAUCCGUCCGACAAACGUUUUAAAACUCAUUGUUUUUUUGAAAAUUCCGAUCUUUCUCAUAACGUCUCUGAUUUCUGCGUCGUAGUUCUGUGCUUUAAAUGGGGUGUGGAAACGUUUUGGUAGCAACCGUUGAAGUGUUGUCCUUGAAGCAGAGUCCUGAUUGCAUGUUAAACGUUUUGGUGGCUCUCAGCUGGUCUGUGGAUCUGAUGAAUCGGAUCAAACCAGAAAUGAGACGCGGCGUUCCUGUCUGGAAAACGUCCGGCGUUCCUGACGUCCGGUUUGGUUUCUGAGUUCUGACUGCUUCGCUCACUGGCUGAGUGUCGCUUAGCAGCCAUUAAACAGGAAGGAAAAACGACCUGUGGUUUUAACUCAGAAAUCACAUGGUUAGAUUUUGUUUUCUUCAAAGCAGAUAUGAUGUCAGAACGGCGUUUAGACUCUUGGAAUGUAGAAGAAAGAGAAGGUCGCUCUGAGAACAGGAAAAGUGAAGUCCCUCUGCAGUGAUGUCUGACUGCUCAGCAGUAAGGAAGCGUGGAAACCAUGUUGCUAAGCUAAAGAUUCUUUCCUCCAUUAAUGAUUCAGUUCCUGAUGUCACCUUCACACCGUUUCCCUCCUCAUCUUUACUCCUGGACAUGCAGGAGAUGUUUGAGUUCAUGUAGAAGGUCCUAAACGUUCUGCGCCGUCGCAUCGUUCCUCAUCGUAUCCAAAGUAGCUGCGGGGAAUGUGUUCAGUAACCUCUGGUUCGGCGGUGAGGAGGAGCUGAGGCGCGGAGCGCACCCUCAAGGGCUGGUUAUCCUCCCGCAGCAGCGUGUGGCGGUUAGCUUGUCGCAGGUAUGAUGCAGAUAUUUUUGAUUUAUGCCCAAUGUUGAAGCGUGGUCUGAGCUAUGUUAUUCCACGCCACAACGCCAGAGGGAUAAUUAGGAACUAGCUUUGAUUGUAGGUGUCCGUGUUUCGGUUUGACGAGCUUGUUCACCAUCUACAACCCCUCAUCCAACGCCGGACGACGCACAGUUUCCCCGUGAGUGUUCCUCAAAGACUGGCCGUGACGCUGCGUGUUUUGGCUUCAGGUGCAAACCAACAGACCGUCGCACAGAGCUACAAACUAGCGUCCUGCACGGCGUCUGGGAUAGAGUCUGAGGUGAGCCAGGCGCUGUGGACGGAGCUACAGCCAGAGUUUCUGCCAUUAGCUACCAAACAGGAAAUAUGCAUAGAGUAGAGCAGAUGUAGAACUGACCAAUCAGAGGCCUCCUGCCUGCGGUCACCUACAGUUUAUUUUCAUAAACCAUCCUUUAGUUUGCUGGGAUCGCUGUCAGGAAACGGAUGGAUGUGGAGCAGCAGCUGAACUGGUGAAGGUAGAGAAGACUGGUGAGCAGAGCGGCUUUGUUUCAGUGUCUGUAGCUCCACUCUCAACUGGAUCGCGGUUCUAAUCCAGCUGCUGGGGGUGGGGGGGCGAUUCCAGUCCUUUCCCUUAGCAUCAGCGGCUUCUACUGACCACUAGGUGGAGUCUCUUCAUCUUGUUCAGGGAAUUUUGCAGCCGUAUUUCUUCUCUUUAUUUAAAAAAAUACAUGUUACAGGAGUCUGGUUCCUUUAUUUAACCAAAGCUGCGCCUCCUUCAGAUCCUUCUUCUCUCCUUUCCUCUCAGAUCGUCGGUCUGAAAAGUGAUUAAUCAUCGUUAGUCUGUCUAUGCAAAUAAAACUGUUUUCCUACCAA